AUGGCUGAUUUCAAGUUGAACAAGGGGGCUCUCACCAGCAAGUGCAAGGCACCUCCAGCUCACCACUGCGUGUGGGCUCGAAACCAGAGCUGGCGCCACUGGGUGAGGAAUCUGGGGACCAACUGUCACAGCUCCGGUAUCACCCGCCUCCUGGACGCCUGGGUCCAGCCUGAGUCCCAGAGGGGCCCUGUCAGCCAGCUGUCCCCGGGGGAACCCCAGUUCUGCCCCAACCCCUCUGAGCUGCUCUCCCUGGGGAAAUCAGAGAAGGCAGAAGACCUGCCCCCCACCGCCCCCAAAGGGGCCAGCGACGCCAAGCUCUGCGCUCUCUACAAAGAGGCCGAGCUGCGCCUGAAGGGCAGCAGCAACACCACCGAGUGUGUACCCGUGCCCACCUCGGAGCACGUGGCCGAGAUCGUGGGCAGGCAAGGCUGCAAGAUUAAGGCUCUGAGGGCCAAGACCAACACCUACAUCAAGACCCCCGUGAGGGGCGAGGAGCCCGUGUUCAUGGUGACUGGGCGGCGGGAGGACGUGGCCACAGCCCGAAGGGAAAUCAUUUCAGCAGCCGAACACUUCUCCAUGAUCCGAGCGUCACGCAACAAGUCGGGUGCUGCCUUUGGCGUGGCGCCUGCCCUGCCUGGCCAGGUGACCAUUCGCGUGCGGGUGCCCUACCGCGUGGUGGGGCUGGUGGUGGGCCCCAAAGGGGCAACCAUCAAGCGCAUCCAGCAGCAGACCAACACGUACAUUAUCACGCCAAGCCGCGACCGCGACCCGGUGUUCGAGAUUACGGGGGCCCCAGGCAACGUGGAGCGCGCGCGCGAGGAGAUCGAGACGCACAUCGCGGUGCGCACGGGCAAGAUCCUCGAGUACAACAAUGAGAAUGACUUCCUGGCGGGGAGCCCCGACGCCGCGCUGGACAGCCGCUAUUCCGAGGCCUGGCGGGUGCACCCGCCCGCCUGCAAGCCCCUCUCCACCUUCCGGCAGAACAGCCUGGGCUGCAUCGGCGAGUGCGCCGUGGACUCCGGCUUUGAGACCCCACGCCUGGGUGAGCAGGGCGGGGACUUUGGCUACGGCGGGUACCUCUUUCCUGGCUACGGUGUGGGCAAGCAGGAUGUGUACUAUGGGGUGGCAGAGACCAGCCCCCCGCUAUGGGCGGGCCAGGAGAAUGCCACGCCCUCCUCGGUGCUCUUCUCUUCCGCCUCCUCCUCUUCCUCCUCUUCUGCCAAGACACGCGCUGGUCCCCCAGGAGUGCACCGCUCUCCUGCCCCCUCCUCGGAGCUGGCAGGACUCCCAAGACGCCCGCCUGGAGAGCCGCUUCAGGGCUUCUCCAAACUUGGGGGGGGAGGCCUGCGGAGCCCCGGUGGCGGGCGGGAUUGCAUGGUGUGCUUUGAGAGUGAGGUGACUGCCGCCCUGGUGCCCUGCGGACACAACCUGUUCUGCAUGGAGUGUGCAGUACGCAUCUGUGAGAGGACGGACCCCGAGUGUCCUGUCUGCCACAUCACAGCCACGCAAGCCAUCAGAAUAUUCUCCUAAGCCCCCUCCCCCGCCCCGCACCUCCUGGGGCCACUCCCCAGGGGCCUGCCCCUGGAGCUGUUUUCCACCAGAGCCUUUUGGAAAUCAGUAAUUUGAGGGGCAAGGUGAUUAGAGAUACUGGCUGGGGAGGGGGGAAGGGAGGUGAUGGUGGCUGGAGGGUGGGCCACUUUUAGACCCUCUGGUCACCCUAUCCUUGAAAGGUUGGGAGGGGGCCAGACCGGAAUUUUACUAGAGUUACAACUCUGAUACCUCAACACACCCUUCAAUCUGAAAGCAGCUAAGAGAAACUUUUGUUUUGCCAGAGGUGGCAGCUAAGGCAUCCUGACCCCUUUGCCCACCUCCCCCUGUGUGUCACACAACCCCUUCCGCUAUGGAGGGGAGGGGAAGGGAGAGGGAGAAUUACCAUCUGUACAUAGAGGUGCUCUCUCCCAUCCCCAAGUCCUCUGGUCCUGACCUCCGACCUCCUGACAUGACCCUUUGGACCCUCCACUGCCAUAUCCUUUUUGGGAAUCUGUUCCUGGGUUUCCAACGAUGGGAGGGGCUUGGGGCCCUUUCAGAAAUCUGCAUAGAUUGUAAGGGGUGGGGGGCAUGUCAAUCAAUUAGGGCCUCAGACCUGCCUGUCCCCACAAAGCUGGGCUAGAAGAAUCUAGAUGAGGCUCCCUCUGCCCCCUUCAGCUCUUCCCUCCUCUCCACCCGCCUUUCCUCCCCUUGGGUUCUCCUUUCUUCUUUGCUCUUUCCCCAGUACCUCUCUUUACUUCCUCUUGGGGGCUGUCACUCCCACCCUGUCUUGCUCGUUCUGUUUCUUCCCUUUUUCCCCCUCCCUCCUGCCCCUUCUAGCCCAGCUUUGGGGAAUACCAUCCCCCUGGGGAGAAGUUGGGGGAAGGACAUUUUGGUGGUUCCCCCUAAUUCCUCUUCUGGCAUCUAGAGGCCCUCUUUUCCCACUCCUCCAAAGAAGCACCUCAAAUUCUCGAUGGAAUGUAUCCCCAUUCUCAGUGAAAAUUUGAGGAGGGGACUAAUACUGGGGUACUUAAAGGGCCAACCCUCUACCCUUAUCAUCUUUGGGCAUUACAUUUAGAGAGCAGUUCUUGGACUGGAUUUCAUGGCAGUGGUAGGAGCAGAGCCAGGUAGUGGGUCUGCUGUUUCAAGGAGCAGCAGAGGCUGCUCCUCUUCCCCUGCGGUACCCCCACUCCCUGUGCCCCUCUCUGGACCUCACACCAACCCUUAUUAGCGAGCAAAUCAUUAUGUCACUGUCCUACCCACUGUGGUUGAGAAGUCAGGUCUCUAGAGAGGGUCAGUCCAGGGCUAAGCAGGAUUGGGGUGCGGAUGUUCUGAAUCAUGUUACAGGCCUCACACCCCCUUUGCUGCUUCCCUACUGCUCACUUGGGGCUGCCACCAGCCUCCCACCCUCCUGGUUCCGCUGGCCGGGCCAGGAGAGGAUGGGGGAUUGGAGUCCCUGGGGGUCCCAGGAGAUUCUUGUAUAUAGUGGGGUGGGACUAUUGUAAGUGAUCUCUGAGCACUUAAGCUCUGGAGUCCCAUUCCUGGAUGGAGAGAGGGUGCAGGGAUGGAGGUACAGAGGGGAUUUCCUCCUCUCCUUCCUCCUGUUGUGAAUUAACUCGCCUCUCCUCAGCCUUCCCCUCCAGAUCACCAGCCAGGGAGGGGAGAGGAAGGAGGUCACAGCCAGGAAAACUGGUCUGUGACAACUUCCCUCCUUCUAGCCAAUGUGAGCCAUCCUGAGAUGUCUGUACAAUAGAAACCAAACCAAAUGGGUUGCCCAGGGGAGGCGGGGGCCAAGAUGGGAUGUCUGUCUGUCGAUCCCCCUCCCCCUCUCCACUCCUUACCCAUAAAGGCAGAAGACUGUUACACUAGGGGGCUCGGAAAAUUCAAUCCCACCCUUACUAAUUGAGCCAAACCUAGAAACAAACGCAGAACACACAUAGUGAGAGACAAAAUAGAGGUGAGAAAGAGAGCGUGAGAGGGAGCGAGAUAGGCGACCAACACAGAGAGAAAACAAAAAUAGCAAAAAAAAAAAAAAAGCAGUUCUUUAUAAUUUAAUAUUCUAUUUUAAUAAAGGCGUUUAUUACCGUAUAAAUGUAGCAAAGAACCUGGGCUAAUAUGAAAAAAAAAAAAGACUUUUUAUUAGGUAAUUUAUUAUAUGAAAAGGAUAU
Messenger RNA from Miniopterus natalensis, 3695 nucleotides. It is a transcript of the gene MEX3A, whose product is annotated as mex-3 RNA binding family member A. NCBI's taxonomy places the organism in Eukaryota, Metazoa, Chordata, Mammalia, Chiroptera, Miniopteridae. The record is from RefSeq and is a predicted model, not a curated record. Gene Ontology annotation, molecular function: RNA binding.